Truncatella angustata is the source of this 647-nucleotide messenger RNA. RefSeq lists its product as uncharacterized. The coding region runs from base 159 to 530 and encodes 123 amino acids. Lineage: Eukaryota; Fungi; Ascomycota; Sordariomycetes; Amphisphaeriales; Sporocadaceae. The record is from RefSeq and is a predicted model, not a curated record. The transcript is spliced from 2 exons.
UAGCAAGAGUGCCAAAGCGCGAUGACACUCGCCUAAUCAUCACGAUCUGCCAGCAAUGGAACCUCAAGACUCAAACGUAACCAGUUAACCACUUCAUGGGACCAACAAACUCUGCGAGGAGUGGUGGAUGGCGGCAAUAUGCAAACAACCCGUGAUCCAUGACCAGCCUAUCCCGUGCAAUAACAACACCUCGUAUCAUACUGCGCAUAGGUCCCAACAAUAUACUUCCUGCACUGGUGCUUGUCGCACUUCUUGGGCUCGUGUCGCAUGCACUCUGUAGUGUCGGUCAUGACACUAAACUUCCUCUUGCCGCUCUUCGAGGGAAGGUCGUUACCAUCCAAAGGCCGACUGCAGAUCUCACAGACGUUGAGCAUAUAAAAGCAGUACUGCUCGAAAUUGUAAUGCGGGUCUUUAGUUUUCAGGUCCUCGGAGUUUUUGUAGAAGACUCGUUGAUAAUAGGGCAAGGAGCUUGUUGCCAUGGCACUGCCCAGUGUCUCACAGGGUCGACUACGAUCUCGAAGAAGUGUUAGCCACGCAUGCCAUGACUUCAACCGCAAAAUUUGAGCAAGUAUUGUGAGAGUAAAACACUAUGAGCCUUUUGAAUAUAGAUUCAAUCUUUAGCUUGAUUCAAGACGACUCAUGCCCAG